This is a messenger RNA of Cavenderia fasciculata, 2523 nucleotides long. RefSeq lists its product as uncharacterized. Gene Ontology annotation, molecular function: protein binding. The coding region runs from base 1 to 2523 and encodes 840 amino acids. The record is from RefSeq and is a predicted model, not a curated record. The transcript has 4 exons. NCBI's taxonomy places the organism in Eukaryota, Evosea, Eumycetozoa, Acytosteliales, Cavenderiaceae.
AUGACAAGUAAAAUCGAACAACUAAGAACAGAAGGAAACAAGAGAUAUAGUUUAAAAAAAUUUAAUGAAGCAAUUGAAAUAUAUAAAGAAGCAAUUGAAUUGGUAAAGGAUGAUGCAACCUUUCCAUCAAACAUGUCUGCAUGUUGUUUUGAAUUGGGUCAAUAUGAUAGAUCAAUGGAACUGUCAAAACAAGUGAUAGAAAUGAUUAGACUAGGAGGAGGAGAUGAUCCAAAACAAUUGAGGAAAAAGAAUCUUGCUCGUAUUGUUCAAAAGAAGAUUUACCGAUUGACGAGUCAAUUUACAGAGGAAGAUUUAAAAGAUAAAUCAUUUGAUUUUGAAAAGAUUAAAAAUCAACUAGUAGAAAAUAAUAAUAUUAAAGAGGAAGAUUGGAAAAAUAGAAAAGACCAAGUCAUUGAUGUUUUGAAAUUACCAACUAUAUUGCCAUCACGAGUAUCAAAUGUAUUUGAAUAUUAUGUUGUUGGACAUGAUUUUGCAAAGAGUGCAAUCUAUCCAAACAAGGAUGGAGAAGAAGAGGAACCGGUAGAUGAAACAUUGAUGAUUGGUAGAAUCAAAGAAAUUGAAGAGGAUCGUAUCUUUUUGGACAAGCAUCCUCAACUAUCUUACUUUUAUGGUGGUGUUGGAGAUUGUCGUCAUCCCAUUUUUACAUUGGCCGAUUUAAAUAGACAACUUGGUGGUAAUGGUAUACCUCCUCCUAAUUGCAAGAUACAUUUUACAUUGAAUGAUAUUGUAUCAUCGGCACUUGCUAGAGCAACUAUUGUCUAUUUAUUAUUGGAAGAGGUUGGAAGAUUUGAUACGAUUGAACAAUUGUAUAGUAACCCAACUGCUGCCAAUGCAGCUGCUCUACUUUAUUAUGUGUAUAUUGGUACUGCCAUCCCAACACCAUUACACAGUAUGUUGGUACAAAGAUUAAAACAACUCGUUAAACUUGGUGAUAGUGGUCAAUUGCCAGAAUGGUUAUCGAUUGACAAGAAAAUAUCAUGGCCAAAGAUUAGAGAUGCUUUGGUUUAUUGGUGUCAAGAAAUGCCAGCUUCACUAGCCAACAUUAUUCCAAUAUCUAAUCGUGACGCCUCAAUGGAUGAUAUUGAUACUGGUAAUGAAACUGUAACCAAUUUACCACAUGGUUUGACAUCUCUAUCAUUACCAAAGAAAAAUCUGCAACUAGAAGAACAAGUUAAAAAGGCAUUGAUGGAUCCAGCCAUGUUGGAACAGUUUGGUAUCACCAAUGAACAACAGAAAAAUGAAAUGUUGGAUAUGUUGAUGAAUAGUGGUCUUAUUGGUGAUGCAUCUGCUGCUGCUGAAAGUCAAAGAACACUUUUACAACUAGUUCACGAGACUCAAUGGUUUUUCGUCCUUGGGAAUUUACCAUUUCCACGCGUUGCAGCCGAUUAUGGUAAUGAAUUGUCACUUGAAAUGGCUAUAAAGUGUCAAGAUAUUUUACACACAAUUGCUAAAAGGACUAAAGAGGACAGUGAACUUGUUCAAAAGUUUAAUGUCACUAUUCGAGACGAGGAAAAUCCACAUUUCAAGAUUAAUCCAACCUUUUUCGAUGUUGAAUUUGGUAAAACGGGUGCAGAAACUUCUAGUUUGGAAUUUAAAGCAUUGGAUGUUGUAGCAAGUUUUUAUCGUUAUCAAUGGAUUGGUUUACCAUCAACGACAACAACAACAAACAAAAAUACCCUUUCAUCAUUUGAUUAUUUUAUUCAUGUAUUUUAUCAAGCUGCUCGUGGUUUUAAUCUUUUGGCUUGCAACAAUUCUUUGAUGAUUGAAAUGUGUGGAGGAGAUUAUCAAUCAGUUCUAGACAAUGUACGUGACAAUAAGGAAAAGAGAAAAGAAUCUGGUAUGGCUGUUGAAUAUGAUGGUAUCUAUCUUAGUAAUGUACCAGAUUAUACUGGUUAUUUGGGUAGAUUACUAAGAGUUGGGUAUCCUGCACAUUGGAUUUCUGGUAUGAUUGAACUAUUACUUGGUGGAUCAUUGUUUGCUCCAGAACCACCAAAAAACAAACGUGUCAUCCCAUCUGAAAAAAAUCCAACCACCAAAAAAAUGUCCAUCACUCCUUGGUUGAUUGAAAUUCGUACACAAGCUGCAUUAUGGUUGGAUAAAUAUCAAAUUAGAUUGUUGGAUUAUAAAUUACCAAGUGUGGUCAGUGUCAAAAAAUACAAUUUUACUGUGGCACCUUAUGAUCUCCUCAACCUACCAAAAUUGCAUUGCGAAUCUGGCUCGGUAUUUACAAAUGUACUCAUGGUGGCCAUAGAGUUUCCUCCCUAUCAAGUUCACAUUCCUAGAGCCAUGGACAAGAUAAAUGAUAACUUUAGACUCUCACUAUUACAUCCAGGCUAUAACAAGAUUGUCAUUGUCACCUCGAUUUUGUUUAAUAGUACAACCAAUGUUUUGUCUUUUUGGAUGGCUGAAUCGGAUUAUAAUCAUCUCAAAGCUCAAAAUGCUACAUUGUCAAUAUUUAGAAGUGAUAAUUGGAAAACUUUGACUCCAAUUAAUAAACUUUAA